UGGGUCGACCGAAUCCCCGCACCGUGUCGGGCACAAAACGCGAGAGCGACGAGCAGUAAUCGUCUGUCGCUCCGUACAGCCCACAGCGUCGCGCAUGCGCAUGCUGCUCCCCGUCCGGUCGUUGCCAUAUUUGGCUCAUGCGCACGCAGACGCCCUUGUUGUUAUUGUUGCCCAUCGCCGUCGGGCUGUGCCAUGGGCCCGAAGCGUGGCGAUUCCCUUGUAUGGGUUGGACCUUCCAACUGCCGACGACUCUGCCAUCCUCAGGACGUGGCUGGGGUUAUACUGAAUCUGGCAGCUGGUUUGAGGCGGAACAUGCAAGAAGACGCCAAGGGUGUCGGCCGACGGGGGGUUGAUGGGCCUUGGCUCGUAAAUCUGGCGCUCCAGAGUCGCCCGGUCAAACAGCCGCCCAGGUAG
Molecule: messenger RNA, 414 nt
Organism: Gaeumannomyces tritici R3-111a-1
Lineage: Eukaryota; Fungi; Ascomycota; Sordariomycetes; Magnaporthales; Magnaporthaceae
Exons: 1
Source: RefSeq, a predicted model, not a curated record